AGAUGAGGAAAAUAAAGAUAAAAUAAAAUAUGAUAAAAAAAAUUAAUUGAAUAUAAAAUUGUUCAAUAUCAUCCUCUUACAAAAUAGUUGUUCAUUAAUACCCUUGUACCUUAUUUUUUUGUUUAGGGAAAUGAUUCAUGUACCCACUAAGACAACAGUCGGUAGGUUAACCUCCUUUGAAAAAUAUAUUUAUAGUCUAAUUAAGAAUAAGAGAUGAAUAACUUUACUUGUAGCCAUUCACCUAGCCAUACUCUAUUUUUGUUUCCAAACAUAUAAUAACUUGAUCCCUUCUCCUUUCUUUGAUUCUUCACUGAUUUCUUGUCUUCUCUAGCACCGACACUAGCAUUGUCACCACUAUUGGCCACUGCGUUUCCUCACUUCCUCCUCCUUUCUCUUUCUUCCUCCCUUCUCCUUCCUUUCUUUCUCUUCCUCCAUUCUCAUUCGUUCUCAUUCUUUCUCUUCCUACCACUCCAUCUAUUCCCCUUGCUUCUCCGUAGCAAAGAAUCCAGAAAUUUUGCGUACUCAUCACCCACUAGUAACCAUCAAUUUCAUCCCAUUUGGAUCUAGCUCCUUUUUUUUUUAAUUUUUUUUUAUCAAAUAUGAAAAUUUUCAAUUUCUUUUUUUGCUCUAACCAGCACUUGGAUCUAAACUCUUGGAUCCUAGAAACACUAGACUACCUAAUCCCUCUCCCUCCCACAAAACCCCUUCAUUUUCCCAUUAUUGUAGCCUCCUUCCUCUAAACCAGCACCAAAACUAGCACCACCAUUUUAAUUUCUUCCCCACAAAGAUCCACAUUGCUGGAAUGUUGAGGUAAAAGGAUUUGAGAUUGACUAACCCAGAAAGAUGAGGAAUUUAUUAUGCAAUUGAAAAUAGGAAAAGUAGUCUUGAAUUUUAUGGGUUUCAAAUGAUUUUUUUUUUUCCAUCUUUCUGCCUGUACUUGCUAUGUUCUUCUAAAUGUUUGGUUGAAUCCCUCUUAUUCUACAGAUUGGUAAAAGCAAGCUAGAUCUCCAACUAAGAUUUGAAAAAAAGAGUCAUGGAUUUUUCUCAUUUUCGUUCUUGUGUUAGAGAUGAGAUAGAUCUAGGGAAAAGAAGAGAUUUAUGACUAUUUCUUAAAUUUAACCUUUACAUUUAUGAAGAAAAAUUGCCCCUUUUGUGCCUAGGAAAAACCCAAAUAAUUAACUUUAAUUUCUUAAUUUAACUUUAGUAAAACGAAAAUUGGAGAAGAUGAACAAUACCUCUCCAUUACCUACAAUAGCAUAACAGGAGGAAUGGCAAAGAGAAUGAGUUGAGGAAGAUGACUAACAAAAGAAGCAAAUCUUUUCAAAGGGAUCAUUGGUUGAGGGAAGCCAAAAAGAGCCAAUUUUGACAAGUAUGUUAACAAGAUCGAGUGAAGUGAUUAGAAAAUGGUAAGAAUUGAGAAGUUCUUUUAGUAUUUGUUAUGGGUCGAAUCCAAAAAGCAAAACGAAAUCGAGUGCCAUUAAUAAGCUAGAAAAGUGUUAAUAAAUCCAAUUUCGUCUAGUCAUUCAAUUGUAGUAAAGAAAAGGGGGAAAUGAAAAGCAAAGAGGAGAGAGAAAGCAUGAGAAAGAAGAAAAGGGCAUUUAUUGCCUUUGAGAAAACAUGUUUUUAGACUAUUCAAAAUAAGUUAAAGAUAAACA
This is a messenger RNA of Rubroshorea leprosula, 1655 nucleotides long. The record is from the annotation of a GenBank genome assembly. NCBI's taxonomy places the organism in Eukaryota, Viridiplantae, Streptophyta, Magnoliopsida, Malvales, Dipterocarpaceae.